Lymnaea stagnalis (great pond snail) is the source of this 1901-nucleotide messenger RNA. The record is from the annotation of a GenBank genome assembly. Lineage: Eukaryota; Metazoa; Mollusca; Gastropoda; Lymnaeidae.
UUCAAAGAUAACAAAAUUCAUAGACUUGAAAUUCUUAACUUUUUUUUUUGUUGUUUUUUUAAAUCAUGUCGGUUAACACGCGUCGGUGUUCUGAUUUCCACGUUUACAGUUAACUUGUGACAGUGUUUUGACAGAAUAUGGCAUCGUCUGCUAUUACAACAGUUUUUUCGAUCCUUCUUUUUUAUUUGAUAUGGCACAUUUCAGGUAGGCUCAAAGUCAAUAAAAUUAUUUGUUUCUUCUUCUUUCAAAUAAAAAAAUCCAAAAUAUUACAGAAAAAAACCCACAAAUGUGUUUAGCUUUAUCAAUUUAUUUCAAUAUUAUUUGCAUAGGCAAGUAACAUUAACAAUUGAGCGGAAUAUUUGAUGUCAAUAAACUACAUCUAAACAAUGUACAAUUUUAUUUCAAAAUAAACUUUAUAGAGUAAAUCGUACAUUUUUAAAGAUAAUUCGAUUUAAAAAAUAAGUUUUUUUGUUUCUAAAAGAAAAGUAACCGCAAGAAGUAUACCAAAAGUCUCGGACACUUUAGGGAGUCACAUUAAGCCAGCACAGAGAUGAACAAAAGUCUCGGACACUUUAGGGAGUCAAAUUAAGCCAGCACAGAUAUGAACUUAAAAAUCAUGCCAUUUUGAUGAGUUUUGGAAGGUUGAUUAAAACAUACAAUUUAAUAUUCGUUCCUGCAGAUUGUUCGCUGACCUUAGAAGCCAACCCAAAAGAGAUCAACAUCGGCCUGACUGACAGCUUCUCCGUUAAAUGCUCUUACCUCAAAAACGGAAGUCAAAGUCUUUCAGCGCUGGUAUCUCUGAUUGUGUCCCGUGCGAACAACGGCUCCUCGGAAUACGAAGAGCUGGCGUCACUAAAUGUGUUCCUGGGUCAGCUGGUCAACGUGAUCACUCAGGAAAACGUCAAGGCCUCCGGCGCCAUCAACGCGACCGGUGAAUCAUUCAUCGAACUGACCUGGGACCUGCCCACCGAGGAUGUGGCUGGAAAUUACAAAUGUACAGCUCAGGGGCCCGAUAACGUCGGACACAACGUGGUCAUCGACUCAACUGUCGACGUCAAGUAUUCGCCCCCCGACGACAACGCCUUGCUGAAUAAGAUCCGUCAGCUGAACGCGCACCUGAAGCAGGUUGAAGAUAACUUGAAUUUGAUCAAAACCGAGUACGCGGGUCGGUUGGCUCAACUUUCAGAAAACGCUUCUUCGGUGCUGGCCAUCUGUGAACAAAAUGCGCGAGAGAUCGAAGCUCUGAAACAGAACGGGCAGUCGACCAGUGGUGAUAUGAAGCUUUGGCUGGAUGUUGUGAGGACAUUGCUUUUUUUCGACAAAUCUGAGAGCGCCAACGCCACUUACUGGUUGUCCAAAAACACGUUCAACAACGUGCAGGAGGCUGAGAAUUUGUGUAAGUCGUACAGCGGCAAGCUGGUUGAGAUCAACUCACCGGAACAAUACACCGUGGUCAGGGAUUUUUUAAGCAAAAACUACACCGGGGUGCGUUUUGUUUAUGUUGGGGCCACCGAUGAACAGACUGAGGGCAGCUGGGUGUACAGAAGCGACGGGAGACCCGUCGAGUUCACCGCUUGGUCCGCGGAUCAGCCGAAGCAGGGCACUGAUUUUAACUGUAUGUUCUUGGAAUCCUCCCUGGACUGGAAAAUGUCUGCAUAUCGCUGUGCCUCACUUAAUCCCAUCCAUGCUGUUUGUGAGAUGGCUUAGAAUCAUGUUAUUGUAAAAACUUCAUUCCCGACAUUUACAUCUUCGCUGGUUUCUAUCGCGUGUUUUUAACAAAAUGUCUUUAUAAUCUAGCUAGGGCAUUUGAAGCUCUCUCCUCGAAUAGAAGAAUAUUCACACCCAAUAACUUCAGAUCAUUCUGCUAUAAAUGAAACAAAUAAAUGUUGCUGUGAAUAGUU